Messenger RNA from Acipenser ruthenus (sterlet), 1664 nucleotides. Its product is annotated as high mobility group protein B3-like. The record is from RefSeq and is a predicted model, not a curated record. Gene Ontology annotation, molecular function: DNA binding, bending. The coding region runs from base 127 to 753 and encodes 208 amino acids. Gene Ontology annotation, biological process: regulation of transcription by RNA polymerase II. The transcript has 5 exons. Lineage: Eukaryota; Metazoa; Chordata; Actinopteri; Acipenseriformes; Acipenseridae.
CGGAGACUCCACCAGCCAAUCAGACCGCUCUCGUAUUAAGCUAGCGCGAGGCUGUGUACAGUGCUUAAGAGUGCGGCGAGGCUCAGCGCUAUCAUACAGGCAAACAAUACAGAAAACACUAUCAAAAUGGCAAAGGGAGACCCUAAGAAGCCCAAAGGCAAGAUGUCUGCCUAUGCUUACUUUGUGCAAACCUGCCGUGAGGAGCACAAGAAGAAAAGCCCUGAAGUUCCUGUAAACUUUUCAGAGUUCUCCAAGAAGUGCUCUGUGAGAUGGAAGACCAUGUCCAGCACUGAGAAGUCCAAGUUUGAUGACCUGGCAAAACAAGAUAAGACACGAUACGAUAAUGAGAUGAGAGACUACCAGCCAGGGGGAAAGGGUGGCAAGAGAAAGAAGGACCCCAACGCACCCAAGAGACCGCCAUCUGGUUUCUUCCUCUUCUGCUCAGAGCAGCGUCCUAAAAUCAAGGUUACCAACCCAGGCCUCACCAUUGGGGAUGUGGCCAAGAAGCUUGGUGAGAUGUGGAACAACCUGACUGAAGCCACAAAAAAGCCCUAUGUGAUCAAGGCAGGCAAGCUAAAGGAAAAAUAUGAGAAGGACGUUGCAGAGUACAAGUCCAAAGGAAAGGUUGACUCUGCCAAGCCGGCUGCAAAGGCAGCCCCCAAGAAGAGAGUAGAAGAGGACGAUGAUGAUGACGAUGAUGACGAGGAAGAUGAAGAGGAGGACGAAGAGGAUGACGAUGAAGAUGAUGAAUAAAUUAAGCCAUUUUAUUUCUUUAUUUCUUUUCAGCAUGAUUACUAUAGGGUAGGGAAAACACACAUUGCAUUGUUGGUCCCCCUCUCCCCAUCCUUCCUUUGUGGACUCAGUACUGUCUAAGUUUAAGCAGAUUUAGUUGCAGCCAAGUCUGACGGUUGUGAAAAAGCUGCAACAGUUUUGAAACUUUAAAAUUCAACUGCUUUGUAUAUUAACGGUUUAAAAAAAACCAAAAAAAAACAAAAAAAAAAAACACCCCGUUAAUUCAGUUGUGUGUUUUGUAUAUGUCAACACUCAAUCUCAAGUGUUCUCCUUGCUCUAUGUAUUAUGUUGGUUGUGUAACAGAAAGCAUUUAAACAAUUUCUAGCAUUGCUUUUUAUUUCUUUCUUUUUGUAAGGUGGUGUGUAACUGUAUAUGGUUAUUGACUUAGAUUAUCUUGGGUUUUAAAUUGUACAGAGAUCUAGUUUGUAAGAGACUUGUAUCAAUAUUGUGGUGCUUGCUUUAAGCUUUUGCGCUUCUUCACGGCUGCUUCCCAGUGGCGAAGGAGCAACAAUAGCUUUUGGUGUACACUGUAAAUGAGGCCAGUGUCUACACUACAUUGGGGUAUCUCUAGCGUAAAAGUUGUCUUUCUGUAUAUAGUGAACUAGCAUUCUGCAGCAAUUCAGUACAGGAAGGGUGCGAAAUAGCAUGAAAUAUUUAUGUGGAUUUUUUUUUUUUUUUUUUUUCCUUUUAAGUGCAGUUUUUAAACGGGUGUUGUAGGAUAAUCCACUUUUUUUUGAAGUGGGGAGUGAGUGCAGCAGUUGAUGUUACAAAUCCUGUACUUAAAAGACUUUGCAACUAAGGUAUAAUUUCAUUUUUGUAUGUUUAGAAUGCUAAGUUUUUGAAGUUAAUAAAACAGUAUUACAUUUUUUUUA